Molecule: messenger RNA, 1128 nt
Organism: Penicillium angulare
Lineage: Eukaryota; Fungi; Ascomycota; Eurotiomycetes; Eurotiales; Aspergillaceae
Product: glycoside hydrolase family 88/105 protein
Exons: 1
Coding region: 1-1128 (375 amino acids)
Biological process (GO): carbohydrate metabolic process
Source: RefSeq, a predicted model, not a curated record
AUGACUUCAUCCAAGCAACCUGUUGUCAAUCGUCCGACCUCUUUAGAAGUCAAUUCAUCGAUACGCAACCUCAUAGAGAACCUGGUCAACAUCAAAGAUGAAACUGGAAAAUUCCUGCUCCAUCUUUCCGAUGGUCGUAUCAUUGAUACAAAAUCAUGGAAUGGAUGGGAGUGGACACAUGGAAUUGGUCUAUAUGGCAUCUGGAAAUAUUACGAAAUGACUGGAGAUCCCUCCCUUCUCAAAAUUAUCGAAGACUGGUUCUCGGCUCGAUUUGCCGAAGGGGGAACCACCAAAAACAUCAACACUAUGGUCGUCUUCCUUACACUUGCUUAUGUUUAUGAAAAAACCCGCAACCCUAUCUAUCUCCCAUGGUUAGAUGCGUGGGCUGAGUGGGCGAUGCAUGAGCUCCCAAGGACACGGUAUGGGGGGAUGCAGCACAAGACAUACGCGAUGGAACACCGACAGAAUCUUUGGGAUGACACCUUAAUGAUGACGGUUUUACCAUUGGCUAAGAUUGGCAAGUUAUUGGGGCGGGAGGAGUAUAUUACAGAGGCCAAAAAGCAGCUUUUGAUUCAUAUCAAAUAUCUUUGCGACCCGAAAAGUGGUCUAUUCUAUCAUGGCUGGACUUUCGAGGGUGGCGGCCACAAUUUUGCGGGUGCUCUUUGGGCGCGAGGGAAUAGUUGGAUCACCAUUGUGAUUCCAGAAAUUAUCGAGCUCAUGGACCUACCCCCAAAUGAUCCACUUCGUUCUUUUCUUCAGGAUACACUCGAAGCUCAGUGCGAGGCGUUGCAGCGCCUGCAAGAGCCGACUGGUUAUUGGAGAACUCUCCUUGAUCACAGUGAUCCGGGAUCUUAUAUUGAAGCAUCCGCAACUGCAGGAUUUGCAUUCGGCAUUUUGAAGGGUGUUCGCAAGCGCUACAUUGGAACACAAUAUCGCGAAGUAGCAGAAAAGGCUGUGGCUGCUGUUUUGGAUUCCAUUGACACGAAUGGUGAACUUCAAAAUACUAGUUUUGGCACCGGUAUGGGCGACACACUUGACCACUAUCGCAAUAUCGCUGUAACAGCCAUGCCGUACGGCCAAGCAAUGGCAAUGAUGGCUCUCGGUGAAUACUUGCGAACUUAUAUUUAA